Molecule: messenger RNA, 762 nt
Organism: Talpa occidentalis (Iberian mole)
Lineage: Eukaryota; Metazoa; Chordata; Mammalia; Eulipotyphla; Talpidae
Gene: LAGE3
Product: L antigen family member 3
Exons: 4
Coding region: 1-357 (118 amino acids)
Cellular component (GO): EKC/KEOPS complex
Source: RefSeq, a predicted model, not a curated record
AUGGCGCCCGCACGGCGUGCCUUGCGGGGCCGGCGGUUUGCUGAGUUGGCUGGGAAGCUGCGGCCUCUGGGGCACCCCGGACGCAGCGACAGCAAUGUUCGCGGAGAUGCCCCCGCACUCAGCGUGCCUUUUCCAUCUGCGCUGGAGGCGGAGAUCGCCCGCGGGUCCCUGGCCCCAGAUGCUGAGCCCCACGGAGCGGCGGUUCGGAAGGAGCUGGCGGUGACCGGCUGCGUCCUGGCAGUCCACUGGACAGCUGAAGAUUCUCGCCUCCUCAGAAUUUCCAUCAUCAACUUUCUAGAUCAGCUUUCUCUGGUGGUGCGCACCAUGCAGCGCUUUGGGCCCCCUGUUUCCCGCUGACCCCAGCCUGGAAAAGGGGCCUUGCGCGUACCCCGUGUCCCUCCCGAGGCAUCCGUCCUAGGGCCCAGCUUCUUGCAGCACUUGCCACUUGGUUGCAGGGGCUUCAUCUUUGGCGCUACUGGCCCGCCAGCACUCGGGUUCCCCACAUUGUGUUUGCUGCUUAAAUGCUAACUUCACAAAGUAAAACUGAGCAACUAUUCUGUGUGUGUUUCUUUUCAAAUACAGCGGCUCCAAAUACUCUUGCCUUUGCCCUCAGAGGGAAGGUUGUACUCACAGAGUUCAAGGUCAUUGAAGACAAUUUAGGACAUGGAAGAAAAGGAUGAAAAUAAACUGGGCCAGUGUUUUGAAUGUGGUGACUAUAUAGCUUCUCUAUAAAGUUCGGCAUUACAUUUUUAAUUUUUUUUU